UCCCGCCUCCACGCCGAGGCGAGAAGGUUCUAUCCGGGGCCUUGGCGCUUCUCUUUCCUUUCGCGCCGGUUGCCGCUGCGGAGCGCGGCCGGUCCAUGUGCGCAGUGAGUGGCGCUAUUUCUGCCUCAGUAGCACCGGUGUCCCGGGUCUGACCGACCGCGCGGCGAUGGAUCCCAACACCAUCAUCGAGGCCCUCCGGGGCACCAUGGACCCAGCCCUGCGCGAGGCCGCUGAGCGCCAGCUCAAUGAAGCACACAAGUCUCUGAAUUUCGUUUCAACACUGCUCCAGAUUACUAUGUCAGAACAACUGGAUUUACCUGUGAGACAGGCAGGUGUUAUUUAUUUGAAAAAUAUGAUAACACAGUAUUGGCCUGAUCGGGAAGCCACCCCAGGGGACAUCGCUCCAUAUACUAUCCCAGAAGAAGACCGGCAUUGCAUUCGAGAAAACAUUGUAGAAGCCAUUAUCCACUCACCUGAGCUUAUCAGGGUACAGCUUACUACAUGCAUCCAUCAUAUCAUCAAACAUGACUAUCCAAGCCGCUGGACUGCCAUUGUGGACAAGAUUGGCUUUUAUCUUCAAUCUGAUAACAGUGCUUGUUGGCUGGGAAUCCUUCUUUGCCUUUAUCAGCUUGUGAAAAAUUAUGACAGGAAAGAACAUGAGGAGUUUUUAAGGUGUUAUACAGGAGGCUGCUACAAUAUAGGAAUUGCAGAGUAUUGUCUCUUAGUGUUUAUAGAGCACGAGUAUACACUACCCCUGGAGCUGAUAAACCAACAGAAUCUAACUGAAUGGGUAGAAAUUUUGAAGACAGUUGUGAAUAGGGAUGUACCUAAUGAAACACUUCAAGUUGAAGAAGAUGAUAGACCUGAGUUACCCUGGUGGAAAUGUAAGAAGUGGGCCUUACAUAUUUUAGCAAGACUUUUUGAAAGAUAUGGAAGCCCUGGGAAUGUUUCUAAGGAGUAUAAUGAGUUUGCUGAAGUUUUUCUGAAGGCCUUUGCUGUUGGUGUCCAGCAAGUUUUAUUGAAAGUGUUAUAUCAGUACAAGGAAAAACAAUAUAUGGCGCCUCGAGUUUUACAGCAGACAUUAAAUUAUAUUAAUCAAGGAGUUUCCCAUGCACUUACGUGGAAGAACCUGAAGCCUCAUAUACAAGGCAUUAUCCAAGAUGUUAUUUUUCCAUUGAUGUGCUAUACAGAUGCUGAUGAGGAGCUCUGGCAAGAAGAUCCUUAUGAAUAUAUACGCAUGAAGUUCGAUGUGUUUGAAGAUUUCAUUUCUCCUACUACUGCUGCUCAAACACUUUUGUUUACAGCCUGUAGCAAAAGGAAAGAGGUACUGCAAAAGACUAUGGGAUUUUGUUACCAAAUUCUUACGGAACCCAAUGCUGAUCCUCGGAAAAAAGAUGGAGCCUUGCAUAUGAUUGGCUCUUUAGCUGAAAUACUUCUAAAGAAAAAGAUCUAUAAAGAUCAAAUGGAAUACAUGUUGCAAAAUCAUGUCUUUCCUCUCUUCAGCAGUGAGCUAGGCUACAUGAGAGCAAGGGCUUGCUGGGUUCUUCACUAUUUUUGUGAAGUGAAGUUCAAAAGUGAUCAAAAUCUCCAAACAGCUUUAGAGCUCACAAGAAGAUGUCUGAUUGAUGAUCGAGAAAUGCCUGUGAAAGUGGAAGCUGCUAUUGCACUACAGGUGUUGAUCAGCAAUCAAGAAAAAGCUAAAGAGUACAUCACUCCAUUUAUCAGACCUGUCAUGCAGGCUCUUCUUCAUAUUAUAAGAGAAACAGAAAAUGAUGAUCUUACAAAUGUAAUUCAGAAAAUGAUCUGUGAAUAUAGUGAAGAAGUUACUCCUAUUGCUGUAGAAAUGACACAACAUCUGGCAAUGACAUUUAACCAAGUAAUCCAGACUGGGCCAGAUGAGGAAGGAAGUGAUGACAAAGCAGUUACUGCUAUGGGAAUUCUGAACACAAUUGAUACACUUCUGAGUGUGGUUGAAGAUCACAAAGAGAUAACCCAGCAGCUGGAGGGGAUCUGCUUACAAGUCAUUGGGACUGUUUUACAGCAGCAUGUCCUAGAAUUCUAUGAGGAGAUCUUCUCUUUGGCACAUAGUCUGACAUGUCAACAAGUGUCUCCUCAGAUGUGGCAGUUACUGCCCCUUGUGUUUGAGGUAUUUCAGCAAGAUGGCUUUGAUUACUUUACAGACAUGAUGCCUCUUCUACAUAACUAUGUAACAGUUGAUACAGACACCCUUCUAUCUGAUACCAAGUAUCUGGAGAUGAUAUACAGUAUGUGUAAAAAGGUUCUCACUGGAGUUGCAGGAGAAGAUGCGGAAUGCCAUGCAGCAAAAUUGCUAGAGGUCAUUAUUCUGCAGUGCAAAGGCCGGGGCAUUGAUCAGUGUAUACCAUUAUUCGUGGAAGCAGCUUUAGAAAGACUGACCAGAGAGGUUAAAACAAGUGAACUCAGAACAAUGUGCCUGCAGGUUGCAAUUGCAGCAUUGUAUUAUAACCCACACCUACUGCUUAAUACCUUAGAAAAUCUUCGCUUCCCAAAUAAUGUUGAACCUGUUACAAAUCAUUUUAUCACACAAUGGCUAAAUGACGUUGACUGUUUUCUGGGGCUUCAUGACAGGAAGAUGUGUGUCCUUGGCCUAUGCGCCCUUAUUGAUAUGGAACAAAUACCACAGGUUUUAAAUCAGGUUUCAGGACAGAUUUUGCCAGCAUUUAUCCUUUUAUUUAAUGGAUUGAAAAGAGCAUAUGCCUGCCAUGCAGAACACGAGAAUGACAGUGACGAUGAUGAGGAUGCCGAAGAUGAUGAUGAAACUGAAGAACUUGGGAGUGAUGAAGAUGAUAUUGAUGAAGAUGGACAGGAAUAUUUGGAGAUCCUGGCUAAACAGGCUGGUGAGGAUGGAGAUGAUGAAGAUUGGGAAGAAGAUGAUGCUGAGGAGACUGCUCUGGAAGGCUAUUCUACAAUCAUCGAUGAUGAAGACAACCCUGUUGAUGAGUAUCAAAUCUUUAAAGCUAUAUUUCAAACUAUUCAAAAUCGUAAUCCUGUAUGGUAUCAGGCUUUGACUCACGGUCUUAAUGAAGAGCAAAGAAAACAGUUACAGGACAUAGCAACUCUAGCUGAUCAAAGAAGAGCAGCCCAUGAGUCCAAAAUGAUUGAAAAGCAUGGAGGAUACAAAUUCAGUGCACCAGUUGUGCCAAGUUCUUUCAAUUUUGGAGGCCCAGCACCAGGGAUGAAUUGAGUUUCCACUUUCUUUCCUGCUGUGUGAGUGUAGUGAAGAGCUUGUGUUCCUCCCAGUAGUGGUUCCAGAUCCGGUUCAUGUUAACUACUAACUGAUCUCUAGAAGGACAGAAACCCAGGAGGUGGGAGCUGAUCAUGUAACCUGGCACUGGACGAGAACCUCGAGGGAUUUGGGGAGGGUUGAAUUGGGGGGCUAUUUUCUUUAUUUUCUGAAGAAAGUAAGAUGCUGGCUCUGAAGCUUCAAGAGACACUGUGGAAAUCUGAAAUGAGGGAUGUCAUGAAGGCAGCUUUUCUUUUUCUGAGGAAAAAAAUAGGCAUGGGCUACAGGACUAUUUAAAAUGUCUCAUUUACAGUAUAAAGUUCAAAGGUAGAUGUAAUUUUUACACCUCUAAGUAUUUGUCCUAUUUCUGUCUGUUCCUUACCAUUGGGUAUCCUUUAUAUGUAAAUAUGAUAAGGUAAUCAGAUAGCCUUAUUCGGUCUUUAUCAUUUUCAUUCACCAGAUUGUUCCUAUGUAGAUUGGACAUUUAUUGUAGCACUACAUAACUGAUUUUAAAAUCUGUAAAUGAAUUAGCACUUUCAUAUUGAAACAAGCCUGCUAGCCUAUGUAUAAAAGCAAAACUGUUUGCUGUUUAUAAAAAGGGAUGUAAUGGGGUGGGGGGCAGGGGUAAUUUCAGGUUUAAUUAUUUAAAAAUGAACUAGCAAUUUUGUAUCUGGUGACUCUGUGGUGCACUCACCUCUGGUAGUGACUUGAAUUCGGUUUGUAAAAAGGGGUUAGUGAUGUUUCAUUGCUGCUAAAAAUGGCAACUCCCUCUGUGUCCUUCUUUGUUCCUAAAGCUCUCAGUGUACAAGUGGACAUUUGGAUACAAGACCUUAUGUAACAAACAGAGGUGAUAUCUGAAGCAUGUAAAUUGGAUAUAAAAUUCUACUCUUAAAGAGUUGAUCUAGAGUAUGGCUAAACAUCUAUAUAUGCAAUCUAUUAAAAGAACUUAAUUCGGCAAUUAUGUCUUGAUCUGAUUGCAAUUUAUUCCUAAUUAUUCCCUAUCCCCAUUAACCUGUUUUUAUCUUGUACCAGAUAGAGUGCAAAAUGUAUUUAUAAGAUUAAUACCUGCCCAUUCCCCUCUCCUCAUUUCUCCUCCCCUGUCUUGAUUAUGGUAUCUUAUCCUAACUCUGAAGACUGAAGGCACAUGGUUCCCUCUAAAAACCACUAUUGAUACCACUGCAGAAAUAAGCCAGCAACAACAGGGUAGCGGGGUGGGCUUCUCCCCCUCUUCCUAAAUGCAUGUUCAAAGAUAAGACUUUAUUGAUCUUAAACAUCUGUCAGAUGAGUCAUACAUUGGAUUAUUUUUUAUAUACAUGUAUACUCAAUAUUUCAAAUUGAAAGCAACAUCUCAGUGGAUUCAAAACUACUACAUACUGUUGUCUAAAACAAAAUUUAUAAUUGUACAAAUGAAAUGCACAUAUUGAUAUUUAAAAUGCAUAAUUAAGAAAA
This is a messenger RNA of Mus caroli (Ryukyu mouse), 4711 nucleotides long. The record is from RefSeq and is a predicted model, not a curated record. NCBI's taxonomy places the organism in Eukaryota, Metazoa, Chordata, Mammalia, Rodentia, Muridae.